AUGGAAAACAUACGAGUUGUAGUACGUGUUCGUCCCUUUUUGCCCAAUGAAGGGUCAAGUCGCUGUUUGACGGUGCGUGGUCAUCAGGUUGUUAUUGGUGACGAGCGUCAGUUUGCCUUUGAUGAAGUCUUUGACAUGGACACAAUGUCGCAUACGGUAAAUGACGCUGUUGCCAUGCCACUUGUGUCUGCUUUUGUGAAUGGCUACACGGUUUCCACCAUUGCUUAUGGACAGACAGGUGCAGGAAAGACAUUUACUAUGUCCUCCCUGUCGUCCGAUGUUGUGCGCCGCAUAUCGGCUGCCUUGAAGGCGGAUGUCACUGCGGAGGGCGGAGAAAAACCGGAGUUUCGCGUCUCAGCGGUUGAGUUAUAUAAUGAAAACAUCUGUGAUCUCUUUGCAUCGACAAUAUCCUCAUCCUCAUCGAUAGCAAUGGCGUCGGUCGCAUCGCUAUCGCUGCGUGAAGACCCGCGGUGUGGGGUGUACAUUCAGGGCCUCUCCGAGGUGGCGGUGGAGAGCGAGGAGGAACUGCUCGCGUGGGUGGAGAACUCAUCCGCCAACCGUCGCACAGCCUCCACGAUGCUGAACGCCACAAGUUCCCGCUCACACGCUUUACUCACAAUUACCCUCACACACAAUGGGGUGGUCUCACGUUUUGGUUUGGUAGACUUGGCGGGAAGUGAGCGCUUCAAGAAGACAUAUGGUCGUCAGCGUAGGACGGGAUCUUUGGAGGAGUUUGGGAACGAAUCAAACUGUAUGUCAACCAACGAUAAGGCGAAGGGGAUUGAAGUGGCUUCACGAAUACGCGAAGGCAUCAGUAUCAACACGGGGCUUCUCGCAUUGGGAAAUGUAAUUGUGGCCCUUUGCGAGCGGAAGGCAUAUGUCCCGUACCGCACCUCGAAACUUACCCGUCUCUUACAGCCCAUGUUGAGUGGGAACUCUAAAACAACAAUCAUUGCCUGUGUUUCACCGGAUGUAUCUUCUUUUGAAGAGACAUUGAAUACACUGAAGUACGCGGAUCGCGCCAAGGCCAUUCGCACCACUCCUUUUCAAGUGGCCUCUGGUUUUUCUUCAUUAGAGGAGGCUGAGAGAACAAUUUUGAGUCUUCGGCGGCAGCUGGGAAUGGCACAACAGCAGUUGAGAGAGGAACAACUCCCCAUCAUGUACUCAUUUCCCGUGGUUGAUGAGACUCAACUGGAGGAAUUGCAGGAUUUGCUUACACGUGAGCGUAACUUGACGCGACGGCUUCAAGAGGACCUCUUUAACGCAGAGUACACUGCAAUGAUGGAAGUUGAAAAACGUAAACAGAUUGAAAAGCGUUUGUUGACUCUUGAAGCCCAACAACGGUGUCGCCUUUCCCAGUCCAUAGAAACAGAUAACACACAGCUUUUAGAUGCUAAUUUGGGAGAGGAUGGAGCAGGGCACACGUCAUCCUUGGCUCAAAACCCGGCCGAGCACGACGAACCGCAGGUGCCGAAGGCAGAAGAGGCGGUGGAUGCAGAGCGGCUUUCUAUUUCUCCUGAGAUCAUAUCGGUGUCGAGGAACAACAUCGAUGAGUCGAAGCUGGAAAAUCUCUCUCGUGAGAUUCAGUCGAAGGAGCGGUUGAUUCAUCAACUGACAAAUCAGAACGAAGAUGCCGUGCGGGAGUUGGAGUACGCCAAGCGUCGACAGCAAGAGAUGCAGGACGUCAAGCGUCAUUUGGAAGAGGAAUUGGCACGUGCGGAGGCAAAACUGGAGGCAACGGAGAUGCAACGUCAGGGGAAGGAAGAGGAGCGGCAAAAGUUGCAGACGCACUACCAAGUGCGGUUGCGCAAGGCUGAAGAGGAGGCGGCGGAAUACCGACGGAAGGUGCAGGAGGCAACGACAAUUAUCAGCGGACGAGAAGCCAAUGCGGAGAUGAUGAAACAACUGCAAUCACAGGUGGUGGAGAUGAGUGACGAGCUCAACCGUCAGCGUCAUGCCUUGCGGGAGGGUCAACAGCGUUUACAUAAGGUGUCUGCUUCCCACUCGCAGGAGGUAAACCAGCUACAGAAGAAAUUGCGGGAUUCUGAGGCGCAGGUGGCGCGACUACAAGUGCAGCUUCAGAGGAAGGAACGGGAGAUAGCACGCGUCAAAAAGGGUGGGGCAGUUGUUGCAAAUCGCCGGCAACAAACACCAACAAAAACAACAACACAGCAGGCACAUGCAUCAAAUACGCCAUCCGUGUGCUUGUCAGAGGAUCUUCAGAAGGAAAUUGAUGUAGAAUUAAUAUCACUGAUUAAUUUGGAGAAGGAACUGGACGAGCUCACGGCAGAUCGGGAUGAAUUAAGGGAUUCUGUAAGAGAAGCACAAGAGCGUGCAGGUGGAAUGACGAAAUGGAAGGAUGCUAUGAAAGGAUUUAUGAUGCGAUUGCAACAACUGGAAAGGAACCUUCAUUCCGAGGCACUAAAUGAAGAAAUUCGGUUGGAGUAUAGUCGUGAAAAGGCGAGUAUUGAAGAGAAGCUGCGGCAAUUAGAGCUACUUGAACCUGUACUUGCGCAGGCGUCAAAACAAUUGGAAGAGAUGGAUAACAAUAUUGAUAGUUUACAAGAGGCACGCAAGUAUCAUUUACGACGGGUACGUCAGAUGCAAAAUGGAACAUUGACACCUGUUAAUCCAACUGUUAGAGCAUCUGAACUGCUGCGACGCGGGGUUGCUAAUCAUACGGAAGUGGUUUAG
Messenger RNA from Trypanosoma cruzi, 2694 nucleotides. RefSeq names its product kinesin, putative. Gene Ontology annotation, biological process: mitotic spindle organization; microtubule-based movement. The record is from RefSeq and is a predicted model, not a curated record. The transcript has a single exon. NCBI's taxonomy places the organism in Eukaryota, Euglenozoa, Kinetoplastea, Trypanosomatida, Trypanosomatidae. The coding region runs from base 1 to 2694 and encodes 897 amino acids. Gene Ontology annotation, molecular function: ATP binding; microtubule motor activity; microtubule binding.